AGUCAAUAUUGUAUGCUGACGCUCGUCGACGGCUUCGAUGCUUCGCACGCGUAACUGCCGUGCGCCAUUCAGUUACUGUUCGACCGUACGCGUGACGGGUGUGUUUGAGCGCAUCGAACGAAGCGAGUAGAAAACUGUGAAACAGCAGCGCGUAGCGCAUAGCCGAGCAGCAUAUACAAAGUGACUGUGUGCAUGUGUAGAAGUGCGUUGAAAAGCUUUGUAUUAGCUUAGGUGAUUAACAUAAUUGCGACCAGCUGCUGGACGGCUGCUGUGUUACGCGUGAAAAAAAAAAACAAAAAAAAAUUCAAAAGAAAUAUAUUGAAAAAGAAAAUAGAAAUAAAAUUGAAUUCUCUGAAAAUUAUAAAAAGUGAUGCGGCGUCGCAAUUGUGCGCCCCUUACAGUCGCCGCAAACAAUUCACAUUAGUUAAACAAUAAAAAUAGCAGCUUGUAUGCGUAUGGAUGUCUGAAGGAUUACUCGUAAAUUCCAUUUAAUUUAUAUGCCUUUAAAUGCCACUGUGUAAAGCGAAUAAAUAUAUGUGCAAAAAAAUAAUAAUAAACAGCAGCAACAACAAGAACAACACACACAAACAUAAAUAAAUAGCUGCCACGGUGAAAUCUACAGCUUCCUGCGGAAGUCAUUACGUUUGCGUCUGAGCUGCUGAAUGCGCAACUGAAACAUGCCAGAACACAAAAAAAAAUGUCGUGAUUUGUGGCAAAAUAUUUCGAGAAGCUGAAUAAAUUUCACACAUAAGCGACGAUUGUCCCCAAGCGUAGCAGUAAAUAAUUGACAAAUUGCAGCAGAAAACAAAUCAGCAAAUGGAAAAAUUGUGCGCAAAUUGCGAAAGUGUGUCAAUUGCGCCAUAAAGUAUGCAACGCGCUGACUCAAAUCAACACGCACACAUACGUAUACAUAUAUGAAAAGCUAAAUGCAAGCAUUUGAGGAUGAUUCCCAAAGGUCAGUUAGAGUGAAAUUGCGCGCGAAAAAUUGGACUGAUUAACAGUAAAUGCAAAUGCGUGCGUGUGCGUGUGUGUGGGUGCGUGGGUAAAUUGAAAUUGCUAAAUUGUUAAUGCACAUUGCAGGCAUAUAAAAUAUAAGAGAAAAAUAAUAAACUUUGAAGAAAAAAAAAUUAAAAAAAUUUUAAAAGAAUAAAAACAAAAUUGCAAAAAAUAAAAACAAAAAAUAUAAAAUUGCAUUGAGUUUGCAAAAUGUGAGAACUUAAAUAUUUAUUUUUUUGCGCUCUCCACAAUCGCCAACUAAACGCCAAAACGUGUACGAUGUGAAGUGAAAGCCCAAAGUGCGCGACAAUCCCGAAUAAAACGUUUGCAAAUUAUGCACAAUUGCGCGCGAAUUCAAAUAACGGACAAAACGAGUAAGAAAAAACUGCAAAAUUCUCGAUUGUAAAAACAACAGCAAAAAACACUACCGUUGAAACCAAAAAAUCUAGUUCAGUGAAUUGUGAAAAUGCUUUGGCAAGCAAAAACUAGUGAAAUUCUGCUGACUGCAAUGACUACACGCCAUUGCAACAAUAACAACAAUAAUAGCAACAACAUUGUCGGGCUGCCAUAGACAUUGCGAGAUCAGUACUCGGCACGCGUGCGUUUGUCUGUGUGCCAGCCGUGACAUUUCUAUGUACGUGUAUACACAAGUGACUGCGACAGCAGAACGAGUAUGCGUUUAGCAUAAAUAAAAUAUUUUCGAUAAUUUCGCAUUGCAUGAAAUUUGAAUGCGCCACAAACAGGUCGUACACACAGAGUUACAGCGGCGCAUAAAACAAUAUUUGUUUGAGUGAAAUUUGUUGUUGUGAAUGUGAAACAGAACUGAAACUGACAGUGGCAACAACAUUUCGAACAAGUGAUAACGGCAAAAAUUACAUGAAAAUUACAAAAAAAGAAAUCAAAAAUACUCUCGAGUGUAUAUGUAAAAGCAGCUGCCUAGCCUAGCUCAUAUGCUGCACGAGUGAUUCAUAGCAUACACCGUUAUAGCAUAUUUAACAUGAGCAUGUGUGCAUAUAUUUGCACAAAAAAUUAAGAAAAAAAAUGCGUUGAAAUGUAGCAGCUGCUGCUGAAACACUGAAACGCUGUCAUUUGCUUAUGUGUCUGCUAUAGACUCGACAUAGUCGUUGACAUACAACUGAUAUAGAGCAUUUACAUAAGUACAUGGCUAAAAUUAUCAGCAUUAAAAUUUCAUUGGGAAUAUGAAAAAUGCUAAAAAAUUCGAAAAAAUCUAAAUAGUGUCAAUGCCGUGAAAGUGAAAACAAAUCGCUCCCUCGCCAACUAACACCCAAACGUUCUGCUUGACCUCAGCUGCGCAUUAUAAACCAAAAAGUUAGCUGUGAACUAAAUAAACAAAACUGUAAAUAACAAAAAGUUGAAAAAGUUCCGGAUCAGCAGCAGCAGUGAAAGUCCAAGUGCAAGUUCAACAAAAGCUACAAAUAAUUGAGAACCUUGAAAUUAAAUUAAUUUGCGAAAAAAGCGUCAACACUGCAAUGUGUGUGUGCUGAGACAGCCAGUUUGGUAAAUUGAAUAGCGGCUAAGGCCACAAAAAAGCGGCGAAUAGUUUAGCAAUUAAAGUGAAAUUAAACAGCAACAAUCAACAUGUUUCCGCAGCGUUGCCUCUGUGGCAACAACUUGCUGCGCAUCACUAUGAUGGUGGUCUUCGGCUUGGCAAAUCUAAAUAAUGGUCUUACAUCGUACGUUACGCAGGAUAACAUUAAUAAUGAACUACACCGAAAUAUAAAUCAAAAUUUAAUUAUGUCGCCCGCGUCGGCCGGCAUUUCCGGCGGCCCCAUUGUGACGAGCAAUUAUAAUGGGCCCGCUUUGGCACAGCCACCCGCGCUGUCCGCCACCGGUCAUGGCAGUUUCCACGGCAGCUAUAGCGCCGCCUUUACUGCCUCAUCAGAUAUGCCUUAUCCGCCCUCUUCAAUUUCGGCGUCCUCCUCAUACCAGCAACAACACCAGCAACAGCAGUUGAGUCUACAACAGCCGUACCAUCAAACAAGUGGGAGUAGCAUAACAAGUUUUGAUUCGGCAAAUGUAAUUGAUGAGCGACACCAACAACGACACAACCAUCAACAUCAACAGCAACAACAACAACAGCAGCAGCUGCAACACCUAGCACGCCCACUGCACAAAGUGGUUGGCGUGGGUCUCAGCGGUGGUGGCGGCAACGGCGCUGGUGGUGGACUGGAGCACAACAGCCUUGGCGAGGCGGCACUGGGCGGCUCAGCCGAGAGUGUCAACGCCGGCCUGGAGGAGAUCUAUGCGGCGCCCAUGUACUUCGGCACGGAGAACUCUACCAUUGUGACGACGCAAAUUGGCGCCUCCGCACACAUACCCUGCACCGUGCAUCACAUUGGCGAUGGUGUGGUGUCUUGGAUACGCAAAAAAGACUAUCAUCUACUGACAGUGGGACUGACUACCUACAGCAGUGAUGAGCGGUUCAGUGCCACGCAUUUGAAACACUCUGAGGAUUGGACGCUGCAAAUAAAAUUUGUGCAACUACGUGAUGCUGGCGUCUAUGAAUGUCAAGUGUCAACCCAUCCGCCCACAUCAAUAUUUCUGCAUUUGAAUGUUGUUGAAGCGCGCGCUGAAAUAUCUGGACCGCCAAUACGCUAUUUGACACCGGGCUCAACGCUACGCCUGCAAUGUCGCGUCGUGCAGAAUACAGAGGCAUCGGAGUUCAUAUUCUGGUAUCAUGACAACCGCAUGAUCAACUAUGACAGUGAUCGGGGCAUAAAUGUGUCGACAGAGCCAGAUUUUCAAUCAUCGGAGUUAACAAUACAACGCACACGUCGUGAACAUUCCGGAAACUUUACCUGCGUCGCUAGUAAUACACAACCGGCAAGUGUGUUGGUGCAUAUUUUCAAAGGUGAUAAUCCAGCAGCGAUGUAUCAUGGCGAUGUAGGCGGAUCGACUAAAUCAUAUCAAACGCAUUUGCAUGGCAUUACGGCCAUAAUAGCGCUGGCUUACCGAAUAAUACAGACGUAUGUGCAUGUUAACCUGGCAUAAUUACACAUGACGAACAACAACAACAAGCAGAAUGUGUAAAAAGCCAUAACAACAACAACAGCAGCAGCAAGAGGAGCACACACAGCAGUUGAGAGCAGCAAAGCGGCUUUUUAGUGCACGAAAAACAUUUCGGCGCUUGCUGCUGCACACACACACACACACACAACGUAUAUUACACGUAUUUACUAACAUAAAAACAGACAUAAAACAACAACAACACACAUGCAUAUACCAUAUAUAUUUAUAUGAUAUGUAGCUAUUUAAGUUGAAUAAAACAUGUAAUAAGGCAUAAUGUAAGCGGGCAUAACAUUAGUUGGUCAUGAGUUCAUGGGUGCUUGGGUACUUGCGUCAGCGCAUAGCUGUUUGCGUGUGUGUGUAUAUGUGAGGGAAUUCGCAUGUUGAAUGGUGUGGGUGUGCGCGUUAAAUGUAAGCUUAGAAAAUCGUAUCGUAUAGUAGACAAAAAAACCGUAUAUGUAGAUGAUUUAAUGAUGGGGCGGCAAGCGAACUGAGUAUACUUACAGACAGAUGUAGUAUCUGAGUAUAUAUUCAUAUGUAUGUGUGGUACAUAAUGUAGGCGCGAGUGUGAGUAUUGAAAUUGUGGGUGUGUUUAAGCGUAGAGUUGAACAAAAUGGAGGCAAAUCAAAAUUAGCGUAUGUUUAUAUGUGAGUAUGUAUGUGUGAGACUGCGCUUACUCAAAAAAAUAUAGUUAUAGCUAAAUUUCAAUAGUAAACUUAAUUUCUUUUGGAAUUUUAAGCAAGUUUUGGUAGCUUUUCUUUUGAAAAAA
Zeugodacus cucurbitae (melon fly) is the source of this 4792-nucleotide messenger RNA. RefSeq lists its product as uncharacterized. Gene Ontology annotation, cellular component: neuron projection membrane. Bases 2596 to 4008 code for a protein of 470 amino acids. Gene Ontology annotation, biological process: synapse organization. Lineage: Eukaryota; Metazoa; Arthropoda; Insecta; Diptera; Tephritidae. The transcript is spliced from 8 exons. The record is from RefSeq and is a predicted model, not a curated record.